This is a messenger RNA of Emiliania huxleyi CCMP1516, 459 nucleotides long. RefSeq lists its product as hypothetical. The record is from RefSeq and is a predicted model, not a curated record. The coding region runs from base 1 to 459 and encodes 152 amino acids. The transcript is spliced from 6 exons. Lineage: Eukaryota; Haptophyta; Isochrysidales; Noelaerhabdaceae.
AUGGUCGUAGGCGUCUACCACUCCACCUUCGAUUCCUUCGAGUGGAUGGACUCCGAGGGCGACCCCGGCUUCGUGCGCCACGCGCACGCCCGCAACGUCUCCUCCUCCAACGCCUCGCGCGUCAACUUUGGGCCGCUCGAGGCGGCGCACGCGCGCUUCGCCGCGGCGGCGGGCAAGAAUCAGCCGCGAUCUGCGUUUGCGGGCGCGGCCGCGGCGCUCAACGAGAAGCUGGCAUACGCGGAGCGCCGCUUCCUCUCUGCCUCCGGGCUGCCAACGCGCAAGUACUUCAGGCACGUGCUGCAGACGCUGCCUGGAGUGUACGACGCCGUCUCCGCCGGCGACUGGGCGACGGCCGACGCGCAGGCGAGGGCAGUGGAGAGGACUCUGACGGCCGAUGUGCAGGCGAGGGUUGCGGCGGAGCGUAUCGACGCGGCGGCGAGCUUCCUCCUGGCGGAGUGA